Molecule: messenger RNA, 1698 nt
Organism: Acanthosepion pharaonis
Lineage: Eukaryota; Metazoa; Mollusca; Cephalopoda; Sepiida; Sepiidae
Source: the annotation of a GenBank genome assembly
AUGUUUAAGAAGGGCCUCCUCUUCCUUCCCUCUUCAUUUUUCAUGGCCGAGUUCUUGCAAAACAAACAUGUUUCUCGUCUUUUCAAGACGUUUCUCUUUCCCUCUUAUUUUUUUUUCUCCCUUCCACUCUUCUUGAAAAGGCUUUUAACAUCUUUUCUUUUACCUUCUCACUUUGCUUUAACCUGUGAGGUUUCAUCCCCCACCAACCCUUUUCUUCUAGACCUUUUUUUCUUUCUUCCUUUUCUCCCCUCCGCCCCCAUCCUUCCCGAACACUUUCUUUUUUCUCUCUCUCUCUCUCUUUUUACUACUGUGUUUAUUCUUUUCUCCCACUCCCUUUUUUUUCUUUUUCAAUGUAAACCUUUUUUCUUUUUUUCUCUUUCUCCCUCCCUCUGUGUGUGUCUCUCUCUCGCUCUUUCUCUCUCUCUCUCUCUCUACCCCUCCCUCCCUACGUGUUCUGUCUUACUCUCCUCGGCCUCCUCCUCUUCGCCCACUCUUGCUGGCUCCAGGCUGUCUGGACAGCAUGAUAACUCUGGAGCCGUUUCGUCUCUUCGUGUCGACGGGCUAGAGAAAGAAGACGCGGGGGACUUUUUUUUUUUUUUACUUUCCUCUUCCUCUCCUCCUCCUCUUUUCCUCUUCCUCUCCUCCUCCUCUUUUCCUCUUCCUCUCCUCCUCCCUUUUCCUCUUCCUCCCCUCCUCCUCUCUUCCUCCUCCUCCCCUCCUCCUAUCCUCCUCCUCUUUCCUCUCCUCUCUCUUCCUCCUCCUCUCUUCCAUCCUCUCUUCCUCUCCUCCCUCUUCCUCUCCUCCUCUCUUCCUCUCCUCCUCUCUUCCUCUCCUCCUCUCUUCCUCUCCUCUCUUCCUCUCCUCCUCUCUUCCCUCCUCUCCUCUCCUUCCUCUUCCUCUCCUCCUCCUUCCUCCUCCUCCUCCUCUCCUCCUCCUCUUUUAUUAUAUCGGCUCUCUCUGGUUUGCAGAGAGCCCGUUUCCACGGAAACCGGUCUUACCCCAACAUUUUACCGACAGUCGCCAUCAGAUUGUCCAACUGAAUCUACUCGCUACAUUUUGAUUCUGUUCACCGUAUCAGACUUGUUUUCAAGUUGUGGGUUGCUUUUAAAAUCACUUUCCCACUUGCUUUUUGUCGCCUCUUUCUUCCUCCUCGCUCUUCAUCGUCGCCUCUCUUUCCUACCCCCUCCUCGCUCUUUAUCGUCGCCUCUCUUUCCUAACCCCUCCUCGCUCUUUAUCGUCGCCUCUCUUUCCUACCCCCUCCUCGCUCUUUAUCGUCGCCUCUCUUUCCUACCCCCUCCUCGCUCUUUAUCGUCGCCUCUCUUUCCUACUCCCUCCUCGCCACUCUUCUUGUCUCACUUUUCUCCUCCGCUCAUCUCCGCCGUCUCUUUCCUCCUCUCCGCUCUUUAUCGUCACCUUUCUUUCCUCCUACUCACCUCUCUCUUUUCUCCCUCCUCCUCCUCUCUCCUCAGUUUCCUCCUUUUCUACCUCCUCCUCCCCACUAUCCAUUGUCGCCUCUUUUUCCUCCUCCUCCUCCUCCUCCUCUCUACUCUCUCCAUCCUCAUCGUUCUUCACCGUCGCUCGCUCGUUCUUACCUCUUCUUUAUCUUUGCCUAUCUUCCUUUCUCUCUCUCUCUCUCUCUUUCUCUCUCUCUCUUCUCUAUUCCCACCGACCCACUCUGGUUUUCACUUCAUAUUUUAA